Molecule: messenger RNA, 2403 nt
Organism: Aspergillus mulundensis
Lineage: Eukaryota; Fungi; Ascomycota; Eurotiomycetes; Eurotiales; Aspergillaceae
Product: glycoside hydrolase family 92 protein
Exons: 7
Coding region: 1-2403 (800 amino acids)
Biological process (GO): protein deglycosylation; carbohydrate metabolic process; protein quality control for misfolded or incompletely synthesized proteins
Cellular component (GO): nucleus; cytosol
Molecular function (GO): carbohydrate binding; peptide-N4-(N-acetyl-beta-glucosaminyl)asparagine amidase activity
Source: RefSeq, a predicted model, not a curated record
AUGAUCCAUCCGUUGUUUCUCGCGCUGCUCCGGGUCGCGCUGGUCAGUGGGCUCGAUGCUCCUUCUGCUGCUGUUGAUGAUUACGACGUGCUGCAGUACGUGAAUCCACUGAUAGGAAGCACAAAUGGAGGAAACGUGUUUGCCGGAGCGACGAUCCCCUAUGGGAUGGCCAAAGCCGUCGCGGAUACGGACUCCCCAAGCAGACAGGGGGGCUUUACCUUUGACAACAGUAAUAUAACUGGAUUCUCCAGUCUGCACGACUCUGGGACAGGAGGACAGCCUUCCCUUGGAAACUUUCCGCUGUUCCCCUACGUAUCAUGCACAGACGACAAGGUCAAUGGCUGCACCUAUCCGAAGAGAACGCGGAAAACCACAUAUGACCGGGACUCUGUCGUUGCCAGCCCCGGGUACUUCGGCUUGACUUUGAGCUCCGGUAUCCAGGUGCACAUGACUGCGACCCAUCAUACAUCCCUGUUUCGCUUCCGGGUUGCGUCCGGCCAGACUACCAGUCCCCUCAUCCUAUUGGACCUCACUGAUCUGUCUGAUUCGCGGCAAGAUAACGGUACGAUCUUUGUUGAUGAGACCACGGGUCGACUGACAGGUUAUGCACGCUUUCUACCUAGCUUUGGCAGUGGCUCUUAUGUGCCCUAUUUCUGUGCAGACUUUGACAGCGACGCGGGAAUCCGGGAUAAUGGGAUCUUCGUCAAUUCUCGAGCAGAUACCAGCGUGAAGAACCUUACGGUAUCCAGAAGCAUCAACGGUUAUCCUCUUCCGGCCGGGGGCUUUGUUCGAUUCAAUCAUAAUGUAAACCACACGAUCUUAGCCCGCGUCGGACUGAGCUUCAUUAGUACUGCUCAGGCGUGCCGCAACGCUGAAGAUGAAAUACCUAACUUCGACUUCGAUGCUACCAGGUCUGCUGCAGUUAAUGUAUGGACAAGGAAGUUGGCCCCUAUCCGUGUCUCCAGAACAGGAGUUGGCUCUUCGGUCCUCACCAACUUCUAUAGCGGCAUUUACCGGACCAUGGUCAACCCUCAGGACUACACAGGAGAAAACCCGCUCUGGAGGAGUGCUGAGCCCUACUUUGACUCUUUUUACUGCCUCUGGGAUUCUUUCCGGUCACAGCUUCCCUUUCUGACGAUUGUUGAUCCUUCAGCCGUGUCAAGGAUGGUCCGGUCGUUGAUUGACACGCAGCGACAUCUAGGUUGGCUUCCUGAUUGCCGCAUGUCUUUAUGCAAAGAAUCACUGCUAGGCUAUACGCAGGGAGGCUCCAAUGCGGAUGUGGUCCUUGCUGACGCAUAUGUCAAGGGCCUGUCCGAGGGUAUUGACUGGGAUAAUGGGUAUGCAGCUGUUCAAAAGGAUGCGGAAGUGGAACCGUAUGAUUGGAGCAAUGAAGGCCGCGGGGGCUUAGCAAGCUGGAGAAUCCUCAAUUACAUCCCUGUCGAAGACUUUGACUAUCUGGGUUUUGGGACAAUGACACGGAGUGUAUCUCGCACCUUGGAAUACUCCUACAAUGACUUUACCAUUGCCCAGAUGGCUCGUGGUCUCAACAAAACAGGCGAUGCGGAAAAAUAUGAAGCAACAAGCAGAUACUGGCAGAAUUUAUUCAGAGCCGAUCAGACUUCUGUCAUAUCUGGUGCAGAUACCGGCUUCAAAGGCUUCUUCCAACCGAGGAAUCUGAACGGUACUUGGGGGUAUCAGGACCCGAUGGCAUGCUCUAACAUUGACGGGAGCGGCCGUGCCUGUUCCUUGCAAAACACCGGCGCAGAAACGUUCGAGUCUAGCUUGUGGGAAUACCAAUUUUUCACCCCCCACGACAUGUUGACACUGGUCACUCUCCUCGGCGGCCCUGCAGAAUUCACCCGUCGGCUCGAUUAUCUUCAUGACCGAAAUAUCACCUACAUCGGUAACGAACCUUCCUUUCUGACCGUGUUCCAAUAUCAUUACGCCGGCCGACCAGGGAAGUCUACUGCCCGCGCCCACUUUUACAUUCCACGCUUCUUUAGCCCUACACCAGCAGGUCUCCCCGGCAACGAUGACUCAGGCGCCAUGGGCUCCUUUGUCGCGAUGACGAUGAUGGGACUUUUUCCAAACCCUGGCCAGAACGUGUACUUAAUAACUGCUCCAUUCUUCGAAGCAGUGGAUAUCACAAGCCCUCUCACGAACCGAACGGCAAAGGUAAGGACAGUCAACUUCGAUCCUACAUACCAGAGUAUAUACAUUCAGUCUGCGACACUUAAUGGAGAGCCUUAUUCGCGGAAUUGGAUCAGCCAUGACUUCUUUACCGAGGGGGGUGAGCUUGUUCUCACCCUUGGGAGGAAUGAGAGUAGAUGGGGGACGUCGGCUGAUGAUCUCCCGCCUUCUUUGCCGGUGGUUGCUCCUGGGCCGUCAGUUGAUGAUAUUUAG